AACCAACUGCUUCAACAUUGAAACACAAAACUCUGGAAAAUCGAGACCACAAGAAUCGACCUUGGAUGCAUUUUGAAUAUAGCCAUUUCACUACCAACACAAAAAAAAUCUAAACCAGCUUGGGGACAACAUGGGUUCUUCAAGAUUUCCUCUCCAAUGUUUCACCUUUCUUCUUUUGCAUCAUCUUCUCUUCAGUUCAUGUUCAAGUGUUGCAGAGAAACCUCAACUGGAAGCAAUCCAGAAAACCAGAAAACUAGAAAAUGUAGACCUGUUCACCGCCCAAUUUGAUACUGUUCCCAUCGUGAACCCAACAAAUCCAGGUACAAGUCCAGGUAUAAAUCCAGGUACAAAUCCAGGCACCAAUCCGACCACUCCUAUUGUCAAUCCAGCAAACUCGCCGCCGCCGCCAACAACCACCAUGACACCAAUCACAAACCCAACUCCAUCCACAACACCUCCAGGAUCAACAGGAUCAACACCUCCAGGAUCAACAGGAUCGACACCUCCAGGAUCGACAACUCCAGGAUCAACACCUCCAGGAUCAACAGCUCCAGGAUCAUCUGGUGGUCAAUGGUGUAUUGCAAACCCAUCUGCUUCCGAAACCAGCUUGCAGGUUGCUCUUGAUUAUGCUUGUGGCUAUGGAGGUGCAGACUGUUCCCAGAUUCAACCUGGUGGAAGUUGCUAUAAUCCAAGCACUCUCCAUGACCAUGCGUCUUUUGCAUUCAACGAUUACUACCACAAGAAUCCAUCUCCAACUAGCUGUGUUUUCGGAGGAGCGGCCCAACUUACCAGCACUGACCCGAGUAGUGGAAACUGUCACUAUCCAUCAAGCACAGGAACAACUAGCCCAACUCCUCCGGCUAUGGCCAACCCGCCUCCAUCUCCAACUACAACAAACCCAUAUACAACUCCAACUACGCCUGAUAUAACGACUCCAACCUCACCUGAUUCAACAGUCUACGGCUCUGCGGAACCAACUGGGCUCCCCAGCUCAGCCACUUCACUAUCCUGCGGCCUAAUUCUGUUGGCCGCAACAGGGUUUAUCAGGUCACUUCUUGCUGAAAAUUAUGUCUAACUCAGACAACAAAUCCAAAUUCUGCAACAAGAUGAAGAUUCCCCUGCUUGCCACCACAGUUGUUGAACUCGUAAUCCAGCAAUGAGAUCGACAAGAAGAUGUUAUCUCAAGGCCUUUUUUUCUCACCAUAAGAUUGAUUACUAUACUUCUAUGUAAUGCAAUAUUAGUUGACAAAAGCAGCCUUGGAGAUAUGAAGAAGACACAUAGAAUGCUUAGGUUCUUGUACUCCUUAGACACAUUAAAAUAGCUAUACUUUUAUCUGCAGUAUUAGCCAAAUAAAUUAUUAGAGAGACACUUUAUAUGUA
This is a messenger RNA of Pistacia vera, 1380 nucleotides long. RefSeq names its product PLASMODESMATA CALLOSE-BINDING PROTEIN 1. The record is from RefSeq and is a predicted model, not a curated record. Bases 131 to 1075 code for a protein of 314 amino acids. Lineage: Eukaryota; Viridiplantae; Streptophyta; Magnoliopsida; Sapindales; Anacardiaceae. The transcript has 6 exons.